Molecule: messenger RNA, 1488 nt
Organism: Exophiala bonariae
Lineage: Eukaryota; Fungi; Ascomycota; Eurotiomycetes; Chaetothyriales; Herpotrichiellaceae
Exons: 2
Coding region: 1-1488 (495 amino acids)
Biological process (GO): positive regulation of transcription elongation by RNA polymerase II; transcription elongation by RNA polymerase II
Cellular component (GO): Cdc73/Paf1 complex; nucleus
Molecular function (GO): RNA polymerase II C-terminal domain phosphoserine binding
Source: RefSeq, a predicted model, not a curated record
AUGUCCGCGGAGGUCGAUACCCUGCCUCCUAGCGGAGAUGUGGACGACAACCUUACCCCGGAGGCUCUGAAUGGUGGUGGAUCUGAAGAUGAUGCUGAUCUCUUCGGUGAUGACGAUGACGACGAAUUACAAGCAGAGGCCAAUGAACUCAAUCGAAAGCUCGAUGACGAGGAACUCGACUCUGGAGAUGAUGAGGGACGAACAGACCGCAUCGAACCGACGAUCGAAGACGAGCAUGAAGCCGACGACGAACAGAAACAAAUCCGAAUGUUGCAAGUCGAUCUGGCAAGAAUUAAACCACCAGAGGGUGACGACCUGUUCUUCCUCAACAUGCCCCCUUUCCUUGGUGUCAAGCACAAAUCUUUCCAACCAUCCACCUACGAAUCUCCCACCGUUCCGCACGAAGCCCGCAAUCCAAACAAUUUAGAAAACGCAGCCAACACCAGCAAAUUCUCCCCUUUCUCGACCGCUUCCACCACCAUGUUCUGGCGGCGUGAUCCCAAGAACUCUGAACUCAUCCAGUCCAACUCCCGCCUUGUGCGCUGGUCCGACGGUAGCAUAACACUGCAGAUCGCCUCACAACCCAAAGACCACUACCGAGUCUCCACAAACCCACUCCGUCAAGGCUGGCCCAAGAAGCAAAGCGCAGGAGCCACCCAAGACUACGACCCGACGAAAGACACACACAACUACCUCGCCGCGCCACACGCCGUGGUCGGAGUCGACCUACAGAUCGUGCAACCCUUCGACGCGGCGAUCAAGAUCCAGCCGACAGGCGACUACGUCGACGAAUCCGUACUAAAACUCCAACAAUCCCUCGCGGCCACCACAGAACAACACGACCCGAUUGCCACCCUGCGCUCGAUGCGCGUGGACCCCGAGCUCGCGAAGCGCGAAGCCGAGAAAUUCGAAAAAGACCGCGUCAAGGCCAACCGCAAGGUGGAAGCAGCACAGGAACGGCUGGUGUCACGACGAGACCGCGUCAUCGGGCGAGCAGGGAUGGGGGGGCGGCUUGGCGGGGCGGGGCUCAGCAUCGCGGGCCUCGAAGACCAAGACGGCAUGCCCGGGGCGCGCGGCAGCACCAAGGCGAAAGCGGCCAAGCGGCGCAAGACGAACCGGCGCGGCGAGAUCUACUCGGACGACGAGGACGAGGACAACCACCGCGGGCGCGGCGCCGACGAAUACGACCGUGGCGACGACUUCCUCGCGGACUCGGACGAGGAGCCAGAGACCUACGACGACGAUGGCGACGAGGACGGCGAGGCCGAGGCCGACGUCGACGAUCCGGACGUCGAUGACCUCGAGAUCGAGGGCCGCGACACAGUCGUCAAUUCGCGCACGAGAGGCGGCACGGGCAGGGACAGGGGCUCGACGCCAAAGCGCCCGGCGAGCGCUGAUGAGGAUGACGAUCCCCUGCCACAGGGCAGUCCGCAGAGAGGCAAGAGGCGGCGGUUCAUUGCGGAUGACGAUGACGACGACGACGAGUGA